UAGAAAGCACUAAUGUUCCAAGUCGGAAUCAAAAUCUGGAAAUGUAUGAUCCAGAAAUGAAAAUCAAGAAAGAAAUUGACUCGGAUGUUGAGCUAGUUGAAACAAAUUCUGCACAGGAGGUGAAGAAAAAUGUAAAAAUCAAACUAUUAACGAAAUCAAAACCUCGAAAGAAGAAAAAGGUUGCGGCAUUCCAUGAUGAAAGUGAUGAAGAUUUUGAAUGGAAUUUAUGGAAUACUGCUGUGUCAGAGGAAGAAAAUGCAGAGAAAGAUUCAGAUUACUGAACACCAGGCAGGGAGGAGAAAAUCAAAAUCAAAAGUUGCUAAAAAGUCUUCCCCAAAAGGCAUGAAAAGAGGGAGAGGUAAAAGAAAACGAAAAUCAACAACCCCUAAAAAGGUUCCACACGAUGAAGGCGUGUUGCAGGAAGAAUUAGCUGGAGUUAAGUUAUGCCUUGAUUUUAAGGAGGAAAAAAGUGCCAAUAUGAUGGAAAGUGUAAUAAAAAAUGGACACAAGAAGCAAACUGGAAAAGUUAAUGAGCCUCAGAUCUUUAAGUGCGAAGUUUGUGGUAAGAUUGUUGCAACGAAAUGCUCCCUUGUAAAACAUGUACGCACACACACAGGAGAAAAACCAUACCAAUGCGACAUUUGUGGCAAAAAAUUUAACGCACCAAAUUCUUUCAACAACCAUAAACGAAUACAUGCGGGUAUCAAACCCUACCAGUGUCGAUUCUGUGAAAAAUCAUUCACGGAGUUGAGCCAGCGUGUGACACAUGAGCGAACUCACACGGGCGAGAAACCAUACAUGUGUGAUGUUUGUGGGAAAAGAUUUUCUCUCCGUUCUUCCCUUGUUCGUCAUCGACGUAUUCACACUGGAGAGAAACCCUAUGUUUGUGAUGUUUGCAAUAAGUCCUUUGUGCAGUACAACCAGCUAGCCAAUCACAAGCGAAUACACACUGGAGAGAAGCCAUAUUCUUGCCAACUAUGUGGGAAGAGGUUUAACGUCUCUUGCACUCUGGCUCGACAUCUUGAAGCUCAUUAUAAUAAGAUGUUCACAGUGAGAUCAUUAGCGAAACAAGAAACAUCCACAGCGGAUCCUAAUACAGUGAUGAAGAUGAUUGGCAAGAUGAAAGAUGCGAAUGAUAAGAAAAAAUAUGCUAAGAAGAAAAAUUCUAAACUUUUGUCUGAUGGCAAACUUGACAUUCAGAGAUCUGCAGCUGAUGGUGGAAGUGAAGGAUUAAUGCUUCUCAGUUCAGUUGACUGUAAGGAAGGAAAGUCUGGUAGUAAUAGCAGCAGACAUGGACAUGUUGAUGAUGGUGGUGAUGAUAGCCAUGGAUUAUUGGGCAAUAAAUCUGACCAUGUUGAUGGGCGUUUAACCAUUGGUUCCGUUCAUACUGAUGGGUCAUUGGAUUACAAUGGGCAUGGACCUUUUGAUAUGGGUUCCAGUAGUUGCAGAUCUUUGGGUAGCAAACUUUUGGGUAGUUCUAGAUCUGUGGACAGUAGGGCUGGUGGUUGUCACAGAUCUGUGGACAGUAGGGCUGGUGGUUGUUACAGAUCUGUGGACAUCAGAGCAGGUAGUUGUUGUGGACCUGUUUCUAGCAAACUUUUGGAUGAUCACAGGUCUGUGGAUAUCAGGCAUGAUGGUAGUCACAGAUCUGUGGACAUGAGUUCCAACAGCAGCCAGGGUGAUAGAAGCAGUGUCACAUGUGGUCAUGGACGUGGCGAUGAUCAUGAAAGGUCAAGGUUGAAUGACUCUGGUCCCCAGUUUCCGCCAAGGUUCCCUGUUUCUGGACACACACCGACCAUUAUGAACAUUUCCUUCCAGCAGUACGCCCCGAACACCUUCACCGCUCCUGGCAUUGGUUGAAUUUCUCAGAAAUAACAGGUUCCUGUUUUGUAAACAUUUUGAGAUGAAAAAAGAAACACAUGAUUAAUAUUGUAAGGGAAUCUGAGUGAAAUUGUCAGCAUUUUACCAACCAAGCCUGACAAUACUAUAACCGGGCUCACGUGAUUUGGUUUGGUUGUAGAACGCAGCACUCUGCAAUAUUCCAGCUUUAUAGCAGUGGUCUGUGAAUAAUCAAGCCAGGACCAGAGAAUCCCAGGAUCAGCAUCAUGAACAUCAAUCUACACAGUUG
Molecule: messenger RNA, 2128 nt
Organism: Haliotis rubra (blacklip abalone)
Lineage: Eukaryota; Metazoa; Mollusca; Gastropoda; Lepetellida; Haliotidae
Product: zinc finger protein 34-like
Exons: 1
Coding region: 193-1860 (555 amino acids)
Biological process (GO): regulation of transcription by RNA polymerase II
Molecular function (GO): DNA-binding transcription factor activity, RNA polymerase II-specific; RNA polymerase II cis-regulatory region sequence-specific DNA binding
Source: RefSeq, a predicted model, not a curated record